This is a messenger RNA of Chaetomium globosum CBS 148.51, 1281 nucleotides long. RefSeq lists its product as uncharacterized. Bases 1 to 1281 code for a protein of 426 amino acids. Gene Ontology annotation, cellular component: membrane. Lineage: Eukaryota; Fungi; Ascomycota; Sordariomycetes; Sordariales; Chaetomiaceae. Gene Ontology annotation, molecular function: amino acid transmembrane transporter activity. Gene Ontology annotation, biological process: amino acid transmembrane transport. The transcript has 3 exons. The record is from RefSeq and is a predicted model, not a curated record.
AUGGACGGCAAGGAGAAGGGCAUCACCAGCGAUGCCGACUCGGCACAACAGGGGGAACUCCAGCGCCAGCUGUCUGGGAGACACCUCAACUUCAUCGCCAUUGGGGGUACCAUCGGUACCGGGUUCUUCUUGGGCACCGGCACGGCGCUGGUCAAGGCCGGGCCGGCGUCGUGUUUGAUAUCGUACAUCUUUGUCGGGUCGAUCCUGUGGUCGGUGAUGGUUUGCUUGGGAGAGAUGGCCACGUAUAUACCGACCGCGGGUGCCUUCUCGUCGUAUGCCACGCGGUUUGUUGACUCGAGUUUGGGCUUCGCGGUAGGGUGGUUAUACUGGUUCGGUUGGGCCAUCACCUACGCUCUAUCCCUCGUCGCCGCCGGUCUCAUCAUCCAAUACUGGAAACACGACAUCAACCUCGGCAUCCUAAUCGCCGUGUUCUGGGUCGUCUUCACCCUCAUCAACUACCUCCCCGUCGGCAUCUACGGCGAGCUCGAGAUGUGGCUGUCCAGCCUCAAGGUCAUCACCAUCGCCGGCUUCAUCAUCUUCGGCAUAUGCAUCGCCGCCGGCGUCGGUCAGGAGGGGGUGCUCGGCUUCAAAUACUGGAGCGACCCGGGCGCCUUCAACGAAUACCUGGUACCGGGCGACGUCUGGGCACGCGCGGGCGUCAAGGUGCUGCCCGACAUCAUCAACGCCGUGCUGCUGACGGCGGUGCUCUCAGCGGCCAACUCCAACGUCUACUCGGGCAGCCGCGUGCUGCUGGCGCUGGCCGAGGAGGGCCAGGCGCCGGCCAUCUUCAAGAAGACGAACCGGUACGGCAUCCCCGUCAUGGCGGUGGGGGGCACGGCGGCCUUCGGCCUGCUGGGGUUCCUCAACCUGUCGUCCGACGGCGGCAAGGUCUUCAACUGGCUGCUCAACAUCAGCGGUGUGGCCGGGCUGACCACCUGGGCCAGCACCUGCCUGUCGCACCUGGCCUUCAUGCGCGCGCUCAAGGCGCAGGGAAUCCCGCGGUCCGAGCUGCCGUAUGUGUCGCGCUUCCAGCCGUACACGGCCAUCUACGGCCUGUUCUUCAACGUCCUCAUCACCCUGACGCAGGGUUUCACCGUUUUUAUCAACUGGAACGUGAGCGACUUUUUUGCGGCUUACAUCAGCCUGAUCUUGUUUGUGGUGCUGUGGGCGGGCCACAAGUUGUGGCAUCGCCAGCCGAGUGUCAACCCGGCCACGGCGGAUCUCGUCCGUGGGCGCUAUGAUCUGAACGAGGAGCGUUCGGCUGCCGAUGGCGGGGUAUGA